AUGGAGGAAAGAUGUUCUCUUGUCAAGUUAAACUUGCAGUUUCACGAAGAUGCAGCAAUAUUUUCCGUUGAUGUAAUGGAAAGAGAAGGAAAGACAAUACUAGCGACAGCAGGCGGGGAUAAGGCAAUUCGUCUCUGGGAGUAUAUAUACGAGGCAGAUCCCCCAAGAGACCCAUUUGAGUACAAAACAGCCAUGUCUGAUGGGUGCACAGUGACGCACUUGUUUACACUGAAUAAGCACCAGGGAAGUGUUAAUAGCGUACAGUUCAGUAAAGAUGGGAAGUAUUUGCUGUCCGGAGGAGACAAAGGAGCAGUUUUCCUGUGGGAGAUGCAAAGCAUCCUGCAGAGUACCCCAGGGGAAGAAGAUAAAAAGUACUCUGGCCAGCCAAUAGUCAUAAGAGAGACAGAUAAUACAGAUAUAUACGAAGUAAAAUGGCUGAAGGACAGAAUUCUUGUUGGGACAUCAACAGGGCGGAUUGAACAGUACAGGAUAUCCAGUAAAUCACCAGAUGCACUGCAAGAAGACAGCUGCUCACAGGAGCCUACUAGAGUGGAGAAGGCAAGUGAUUCACCCCAGGCCUCUCAGAAAUUAAGCGAAACCCCACAAGAGUCCACCCAGAGCGAGAAUAGUCACCCGAAUGAAAGCGUACCCGUAAACAGUGCACAAACAAAGACAGAGAAACCAGCCCAGAAGAUUAAACUGAGAAUAAUUGAGGAGUACACCACAAACAUCACAUCAAAGUGCAUUUCAUCCAAGAGACAGCACAAAGACGUGAUCCAGGGGGUUGCAUGCACUGAGGACGUAUAUGCCACAAUUGGAAAUGAUCGUGUGCUGAAAAUAUUCACAGAGUCAGGCAAACUGCUUCGAAAAGUAUCUAAGAAGUCCCUUAUAACAGACAAGCACAAUUUCUUCUUCCGAAGAAUAUCUUUUUCGCAGGACGGCCAUCUGUACCUGCCAUCUGCCACACAUGAAGGAAAACAUGUGGUUUACAUUCUGGCCCCACCAGACUACUUAAUUACAAAUGCAAUCAGCCCCUUUACGACCUCCACAGUCUGCACCCUCUCUACUGCAGACUACCUUGUUGUGUCAGAGGGCAGGCAUUUAUACAUUUUUAACUCAAAGACACUGCAGCUGGUUUUAAGGGUAAAAGACUGCACUUUUCUCCCAAUUACAGAUAUUAAAACAAUAUACGACAGAAAGGACAGCCUUUCCCUGAUAAUUUCCUCCAGUGAUGGGUUUUUAACUAAUGCGCGGAUUUUCAAGCCAAGUAGAUUAUAA
Messenger RNA from Nematocida ausubeli, 1278 nucleotides. RefSeq lists its product as uncharacterized. The transcript has a single exon. Gene Ontology annotation, biological process: chromatin organization; DNA-templated transcription. The record is from RefSeq and is a predicted model, not a curated record. Gene Ontology annotation, cellular component: HIR complex; nucleus. Bases 1 to 1278 code for a protein of 425 amino acids. Gene Ontology annotation, molecular function: protein binding; nucleosome binding. Lineage: Eukaryota; Fungi; Microsporidia.